AUGGACCAGCUCCGCGAAGUCUACAACGUUAUGCAAAAGUAUUACCUGCGUCCCGUAAAAACCACGCUAGGCGAAAAGACCUGGGCCGGCGAUGUCUGCAUUGCGAAUCUAGUCAAUACAGAAAGAGAACCCCAGAUCGGCGAGUAUUGGAGUGCAGUGAACUUUUUCAGUGGCCGCGACAUAUUCGGACACCCUGAGCAGGACAUUGACUCAAACAAUCUGGGGCCUGCUGCUGCUGAGAAUUUGUACAAGGAUUGGGACUUUGGCGGGAGUAAAGAGGAGAGUAGGAUGUUCAACGCCGUCUCCAGGUUCCACGCUCGACGGGGUUUGAGUGCAAUCGUGAGCAGAGCUCUGGAGGGUUGCUACUGA
This is a messenger RNA of Alternaria rosae, 369 nucleotides long. RefSeq lists its product as uncharacterized. The transcript has a single exon. The record is from RefSeq and is a predicted model, not a curated record. Lineage: Eukaryota; Fungi; Ascomycota; Dothideomycetes; Pleosporales; Pleosporaceae. The coding region runs from base 1 to 369 and encodes 122 amino acids.